Pseudo-nitzschia multistriata is the source of this 3047-nucleotide messenger RNA. NCBI's taxonomy places the organism in Eukaryota, Bacillariophyta, Bacillariophyceae, Bacillariales, Bacillariaceae. The record is from the annotation of a GenBank genome assembly.
GGCAAUUUGCUGACAWCAAUCCAAGAAUAGAAAGUGACGAUGAUGAUAAAUUCCGAUCGAAGCGCACUGAUGAUGAUGUAGCCAAAGAGAUGAAUAACAAUAACGCAAACCCGCAGCAGAGAUCUCGAGUGAACGCACUAAAAUCAAUACGUACUGACGGCCACAGUUAAUACGGACGCUUGAGCGAAAGAAGGAACUGUUCAGGAACCACACCAGUUUUGCUGAGCAGAAUGUCAAUCGACUUCAAUGGAGACAGCAAAGAUAAUAAAACACAGUCCGCAAUCGGAGAACAUUCUAUCCAUGUGGAGGAAGUAGGAGGAGUAGGGUGUCACUUGGUCGAGCCGCUCAUUCCAAGAGUGAGCAAUCCUUCCUCUAGCAGGACCGAGUCGAAUGUUUCCGCUAGAUCAUGUAACAAUGAAAACUGCAAUUUGGUGGCUAUUGAACAAGAAGAACAUGCUUAUUAUGAGCUGCUGCUUGAAGAUGGUAAUUCUCUGGAUCCAGCUUUUUUCGAUGGUCGCAAUGAUUAUUAUUCUUUGGAUCCGCAUCGAUUCUUCAUAUUGGCCAUCUUUUGUCUCAAUAAUCUUUUGGGUAGCGCCGUCUGGAUUACCUUCGCACCGAUUGAAGAUGCAGUGGAGGCCAAAUUCCGACAGUUCGAUCAUUUCUUUCAUGAAAACGAUGCGACUAUAUCGAACCAAGACGUCAAUUGGUUGUCUAUGGUGUCAAUGGCUGUUUAUGCCCCAGGGACUGCUCUCUGUGCAUGGGCUAUUCCGAAAUAUGGCUUUCGCGAAACAGCGAUYUCGUCUUCGUUCGUGAUGGCCAUCGGUUGUUUCUUCCGAUGGAUGAGUUUGAGUUUGAUUACUCUAAACGAGGAUGCUUCAAACGCGGAUUGGUUGUCAGCCAUGCCACGCUAUUUCAUUCUCCUUUUGGGCCAAGCACUGGUGUCACUCGGACAAACCGUAUUUUUGAAUGCACCYGCACGAGUGGCGGCUUCUUGGUUUCAACAGACGACCAAACCUAUUGGAGCCAUCAAUUUGUUUUCUAAUUUUGGUAUAAUCUURGGACAGUCUCUCUCGCCCCUUUGUGUCGUGGAGGAGACGGGAGAACACCUCGACCAGUUGUUAGCUGGGCAAGCGAUAGCCAUGGGCAUUUGCGCUUUGUUUACUGGAUUUUGCUUUCGAGAUGAGGAACCACUCUUGCCGCCCUCGGCUGCCGAAGCAGCUAAGCGGAGAGAACGAGAGCAGCAGUUACMAAGAGCGAGUUCUUCUUCUAGUGAAUCACAAGAGGCAACAUCUCCCGAUACCAGCGUUUCAAAGGAUGUGAAGAKAUUACUGACGAAUCCACAAUACAUCGUCUUACUGCUGGCCUUGGGGAUAGAAUAUGGAUUGAACAGCGCUAUAAUCACGCUUAUGCAGCCAUGGGUCGCCUCGUCGGGAUUUCCGGGGGACAAAAUAGCGGGGCUUUGUGGAUCACUCCUGACUACUGGCGGUAUCCUCGGAACGUCGAUUGCCGCGACACUUUUAGAUGCCACCCAAAACUUCAAUCAGGCCAUCAGAUGGUCCUUUUUAGUGAUGUUUCUUGCAGGCAUUGGCCAAGUAGCUGCGUUGCACCCUGAGUGUCCUACUUGGCUGCUAGCAACAACAUUUUUCAUAACGGGUAUGACACAAAUGCCGCUGCUUACCAUUUGUCUAGAUGCAGCUGCUGCUCAUACGUACCCCGUUCCCGAAGAAUUAUCAUCAGCCGGACUUCAGCUGGUAGGUUGCUAUCUAGGCAUGUUCUUGGUGGAUCUAAUGGUAUACUUAAUGGAAACACCCUCGGGCAACGAUGACGGCGAAAAUCAUGACCAGAAGCAUAGUUUUGCGGCAGAGGUUAAUGUUGCUUAUUUGACACUGCUCGGACUUUCUUCUAUCCUUGCCUGCUGUUACAAGAGUGAGGAUCCACGAUCAAAUGCUGGCAACAGUGGUGAAAUAAUACAUAGCGAUAGUACUCGUGCGCCCUCAUCGAUAGAAGUUCUUGACAAUAUUGAUGACAAUGAAGGGAUGAUUCACGAAAAUCUCGCAGUCAAUUGAAGUACUUUAGUUGAAGAGCGCUAAACUAAGCAGAAGACAUUUUCAUUAUGUGCGGGAAUUAGACUCAUUAAAGUUUUUUUGGGUUGAAACAUGAUUUUUGCCGAAAGUAGACUGCACAAACAUAAGAAGCUGUUACCAAAAUUUUAGCUUUGGGAUGAUGAGUGGUACUUCUUUGAUAUACUUGCCAUAUUCCGGAUUUUUGCCAUACCUUGUAUUAGCAAGUUCUACGGAAUUCAAUAUAUUGCCGGUAGCUUGGCCCUUGAACAAAGCCCAUAAGAAACCGGGCCCAAGACAAGCUAAUAACAACUUGCGAAGGCUCCACAACCACAUCAUCACCAGACUUGCACCGGUCUCGUUUUCAGUCUUAGCWAUCGUCGACAUCGGCUCGAUUAGUGCUGGAAAAUUCAUCAACAAUAUCCCUGUCCAUAAAAGCAAGUUUCCAAACCAAUUGGGAUGCUGACUGUAUUUCCAUAAUCCAACGUUGCAAAAUUGGUUGAUUCCAGUGGAGGGUUGACGUUUGAAUAUAUACUUUUGGGCGUCCGAAACACUUUCAAUAGUUAAACCCAACAAAAAUAAUGCACCUCCAGAAAAUAGUGCCAAACGAUUGUCGCGGUCGGAAUUGAGUCCCAGCAAGAAGGGCAAGCUUACAAGGACGUUCCAUAAAAAAGUGGWGAACCAAAAUUGAAAUACACCUUUUGGACUAGCAAGUACGUCCAUUAAUCGAAUGUCAUGCUUAACUUGUGUUGCCCGAAAGAACAGAAAUAGCGCAAGUUUCAUUCCCCAAAGAAAAAUAGCCGCUGAAGACCACCGAAUGUGAGCCACACUACUUCCCAAAUAAGGAAGGGCGGCAACAGCGAAAACUCCGGUUCCRAUUAGAUCGAGAUGCACGUGACUUCCUGUAAAAAUACUGAUGAGGAAUCCCACAACGAAAUCUGCGAAUGCGUAGAUCCCGAUAGAUCSAAAUAAAGGAUUCUCCGCUAG